Messenger RNA from Acaulospora morrowiae, 324 nucleotides. The record is from the annotation of a GenBank genome assembly. NCBI's taxonomy places the organism in Eukaryota, Fungi, Glomeromycota, Glomeromycetes, Diversisporales, Acaulosporaceae.
AUGUCUUUGAUGAGUGGAAAGGAAGAAGGUUAUUAUACAGAGGAGCGAUCGGAGAGAGAAAAGGCAACCCUCGAAGAAAUUCCGAGUCCCACUAUCUACCUGGCUGCCCUGGAAGAAGUGCCAACAUGGGAAGAGGGAGAGCUCACCAUCGAAGAACCGAAGGUGGAUCUAGACAAUCUGUCGGAGGAAGAGAGGAGGGAGGUGGUGAAACUUUUGGAAACAAAAGACGAACUAUUCGCUAGAGAACUGGACGAACUUACUCAGACCAACAAAACGACUCAGCCUACUCACACGAUGAAACAGACAUCACAAACAGCAAUAUAG